Molecule: messenger RNA, 6001 nt
Organism: Pleuronectes platessa (European plaice)
Lineage: Eukaryota; Metazoa; Chordata; Actinopteri; Pleuronectiformes; Pleuronectidae
Gene: phf21ab
Product: PHD finger protein 21Ab
Exons: 19
Coding region: 167-2821 (884 amino acids)
Biological process (GO): negative regulation of transcription by RNA polymerase II
Cellular component (GO): histone deacetylase complex
Molecular function (GO): chromatin binding
Source: RefSeq, a predicted model, not a curated record
CCGGAGCAGCGGCGCGUGCGAGCGGAGCAGCGGCCGAGCAGCGGGCCGGAGCUCACCGACGAUCGGCUGCGGACACGCAGAUAUAUUUAAUUAAUCUGGAGGAGGACUGCUGCUGAGGCAGCACAGAGGGGUGGAGUCCAGUCCCACAGCCAGUUGCGGCACUUUAAUGCUUCAGUUGGAUGGUUUUCCUACUGGACACGGUGUUAAGGCUGAUCGAUCGGCUGGCAGACUGACUGGAUCCAUGAUGGAAUUACAGACAUUACAGGAGGCUCUGAAGGUGGAGAUCCAGAUCCAUCAGAAACUCGUUGCCCAGAUGAAGCAGGACCCUCAGAACGCUGAUCUGAAGAAGCAGCUGCACGAACUCCAAGCAAAGAUCACAGCCCUGAGUGAGAAGCAGAAAAAGGUGGUGGAGCAGCUGAGGAAGGAGCUGCUGGUGAAACAGGAACCUGAGGCCAAGAUACAGCUGCAGAUCCAAACUCCUCCAGGAGGUGGCGACAUCAAGCCAAUCAACCUGCUGCAGAGCCAGCAGAUACCUGGAGGACUGCAGCAGACGCUGACGGUGACGCCGAUCCUCACCGCGAAGACGCUCCCUCUGGUGCUGAAAGCUGCCACCACGGCCAGCCUGCCCGGCAGCGUCCUCCCACAGCGCCCCCCCACUCUCGCUAUGGUAACCACAGCUAUCUGCAAACCUGACUCGCAGAACAGCCCCAUCAACCUGCAGGUGGCCAGCAAGCUGACCAAUCAGUGCUCAGAGCCUGUGCGACUGGUGUCCAAGAACGCCAUUGUGGUGCAGGCCACCACCACCACCACUGCCCAGCCAAUCAAAGUUCCUCAGUUUGUCCCUCCUCCUAGACUGACGCCUCGACCCACCUUUCAGCCACAGGUCAGGCCCAAACCAGCCACACCCACCAACAUCCCCAUUGCCCCUGCCCCUCCCCCGCCCAUGAUGGCGGCCCCCCAGCUGCUCCAGCGGCCCGUCAUGUUGGCCACCAAGCUGUCCUCGCUGUCCUCGGCGGCUCCCAUCCACCAGGUCCGCAUCGUGAACGGGCAGCCCUGCAGUAAGACCGGCUCCACGCCGCUGACGGGCAUCAUCAUCACCACGCCCGUCUCCGCCACACCCCCCCGCCUCACCAGCCCCGCCCAGACACCCAGCCCUGCCCUGACUCCUGCCAAGCCGAUCCAGAUCAGCAGCCUGACCACCGAGUCCAUGAAGACCUUUAAAUCCGGAGGUGGAGCAGAGAGGAGGGUCGUCAGCCUCCCCUCCUCUUCCUCCACUCCGCCGUCGUCUCCAGCUCCCAGACCCAAGAGAGAGGAGAACCCAGAGAAACUGGCCUUCAUGGUGUCACUGGGGCUCGUAACACACGACCACCUGGAAGAAAUUCAGAGCAAAAGACAGGAGCGAAAGAGAAGAACGACGGCCAACCCAGUGUACAGCGGAGCCGUGUUCGAACCUGAGAGGAAGAAGAGCGCAGUGAGUUACCUGAACAGUCCUCUGCACCAGGGGACCAGAAAGAGAGGUCGCCCACCCAAAUACAGCAGCGUCCCGGAGCUGGGCAGCCUCACUCCGACCUCCCCCUCCAGCCCCGUCCAUCCCCUCCCCCUGCCCAGCCCCAGCUCUGGGGAUGGAGACAUCCAUGAGGAUUUCUGCACUGUGUGCAGACGCAGUGGCCAGUUGCUCAUGUGCGACACGUGUUCUCGUGUUUAUCACCUGGACUGCCUGGAUCCACCCCUGAAAACCAUUCCUAAAGGCAUGUGGAUCUGUCCAAAAUGCCAAGAUCAGAUCCUGAAAAAAGAAGACGCCAUUCCCUGGCCUGGAACUCUGGCUAUCGUUCAUUCCUACAUCGCUUACAAAGAAGCUAAAGAGGAGGAGAAGCUCAAACUGAUGAAGUGGAGUUCUGAACUGAAAGUGGAGCGGGAGCAGCUGGAGCAGAGAGUCAAGCAGCUCAGCAACUCCAUCACGAAAUGCAUGGAGACCAAAAACUCCAUCCUGUCUCGUCAGAAGGAGAUGCAGCUUUCCCUGGACAAAGUCAAACACCUCAUUCUUCUCAUCCAAGCAUUCAACUUCAACAAAGCUUUGGCAGAGACGGAGGGGAAAGCCGCCGGUGCCAUAGUCCAGGAAAGUUCUGAAGCUGCUCCAGAAGCCACCUGUGUGGAGAACGUUAAGGCUGUGAGCUCCUCGACAAACACCAACACCAACGGAAGUGACCAGCAGGACCAGAACGCAGCCGCCGGCAGCAACCAGACAGCAGCAGUGGGAGGAGUCCCCGACCACCAGCCCAGCCCGGAAGACACCACGGUCCCAGAACCAGACAUCAGCCUCGGUGUAGGGCCUGGUGAAGGACCAGGGGGUAAGAUAGGGCCUGGUGUAGGACCAGGGGGUGAGAUAGGGCCUGGUGUAGGACCAGGGGGUGAGAUAGGGCCUGGUGUAGGACCAGGGGGAGAAGGAGGAGGUAACACCGGGACGGGUCCACAUUCGGUGGUCAUGUCUGAGACGGCUCCGGUGGUUGACGAUCCUGUCACCUCGACGCUUUUAGCGGUUGCCACCACCAACGGUACAGCGGAGUCAGCCUGCCCGGACCACGACCCUGCAGGAGACUGCACCCCCCCUGCAGGAGACUGCACCCCCCCUGCAGGAGACUGCACCCCCCCUGCCAGCUCUGAGAACAAGAUGUCUGCCAUGAACCCUCCAGAAACAGCAGUGGAGGAGAAACGGGAGGAGAUCGCUGACAGUGACGGCAGCAACACCAACAACAGCAAAACCUCAGAACCCUCCCAGCAUUCUUUGCCAGCUCUCGUCAGCAGUUUGGACAAAAUAAAGUAAUUCUAUGUCUCUUGAGUUGCGGGAAUUCAAACAUAUAUAUAAAAAAAAGACUUUUGCUUGCACCCUAUGGUGCCCUGAAGUUGCCAAUCUGUAUAAAUGUUGUUUGUUUGCAUUGUAUUGUCGGACUGUGUCUAUGGUAGAUAAACAGGCCCAGUCACAUGGCUCUGGGGGGGGGGCGCGGCUGUGGGCCACAGAGCUGCGUCACAUAGAUCUACGUACUCGAGUCAUCAUGCCAAUUAGUGAUGGACGCAAGUGGUGGCAAUGCUCAAAGCAGAUUUAAUACAUGGCCCCGGUGCCUGUGAGAGUGGCCCCUGAGCUGUCCUGUGCGGGGGGGAGAUGAGUUCACUUGGGUACAAAGAACCAGGAACACAGAACCUAACAUCUGGUGUUACUGGUCUAAAAAGCAGUGUUGUGAUAGAGUUCAGAAAAGAGAACCUGUUCAUCCCCUCGUCCUAAUGAACUUCUGCAAUCCCACAGACCUGAACCCCUGAACCUCUGAACCUCUGACCCUCUGAACCCCUGACCCUCCAGCCCUGAGGUUCUUUAAGAACCUCCACCUCAACAUGUCCCUUAAACCACCAACAGUCACCUUAUUAUCGGCCAAUAGCAGUAAACUUCUCCUGAAGACUCAAACUUACCUUUCCCCGUCCUCCAGCAAUCAAGGUGACCAGUGAACCUGAUGUGAUUUAAGAGAACGAGGCCAAAACCCAAACUGACUUUCCCUGAGCACCAGUUACCCAGUGUCCCCUCUCGAGCCCCCCCCACCCGAACCCAGUGAGUCGUAAGCACUUUGCUUCUGAAGACCUCGACCUUGCUCAGUCUGAAUGCUUUGUUGGAUUACCGGUUUAAGUUAAUUCUGUAAAUACAGAUUUGAAAAAGUCUCUGGGAAGGCCGGCACAGAAUCCCAGUGUCUUCACUGGAAUCCCAGUGUCUUCACUGGGAUUCUGUGGACGAGCUUAGAGAUUUCACAAAUUCACAAAUCUGGUCAUGAUUGAAACACACUGGUUCCCCUGGACCUUCCUCUGGUGACAAGGCCCAAACUUUCCUUCCCCAAUUUGACAACAACCAGAUUUGACCUGAAUUCUUAACAACCCAAUAACAGUUGCCCCCCCCCCCCCCCCCCCCCGGGAGUUCAGCAGGUACGAGGACGAACAGGCGCAGUAGCCGAACAGAUGUUUUCAGUGGUGUCGGUCAAGUGUAGUGAUUGAGUUUUCAUUCGUGAGUCAAGUGUGUCAACUGUGAGCACUAAAUGUGAAAUUGCAAUAUUGCAAUGUCAACACACAAACUAUAUCUGGGCUGUGUUUCUUUUUUAUAGGAAAAGAUAUUCAGGUCUUCCUAGUCUUCAGAAAUAAGUGCUUUUUGUUCCUGAACCUGCUGGACUGGCAUCAUCAUCACAAAAAGAAAUCCUCUUUUUGAAGCGAUGAUCUUUGCAUUGUACAUUUCUGUUGAAUCCUGAACUGCCAAAAUCAGCAGGGACACGUCCACUUCCUGUUUGAACGAUCAAAUCAUGAGAUAGAAAUGCUUCAGAAAUUGGAAGUCCCCAGAUCGAGACAGGAGAGCUGCUCAGACAAUAACAUUGAGGGACCUUCUCCCUCGGGGGGAUUUGUUGUGAGAACCUGCUCCUCCAGAUGGAAGAUGCCACAGAUCCUGAGAUUAAAGCACAAGCUUGCUGCAUCACAAAGAAGUGCUGAGAGCUUUUUGUAUGUUGAUCAAACAGAGUAUGCAUCUCUUUGUUGUGAUGUGACUUAUCCCCACAUUGCCAAUAUUUUUCUAGGAGGAAAUACAAACCUCUGUCUGACACUAAGGCUCAAGUGUAGUUGAUAUUUCCAGUGUCCGGGCUUCAGUGUAGGACCCCCCCCCCCCCCCCACGCACACACACACACACACAGUUUCUUUCUGGAGCAGGCGGAUUGCUGUUAUCUGUUGGCGUGCCGGCUGUCGGUCGGUUUCUUUGGUGAACUUCUUAUUGCGUCUGGCUUCUCGUUGAGUUCGGGACAUUAACAAACUGGUCUGAUCGUUAAUGGGACCUCUGGUUGUGAUGGAACAUGUUGGGAUUCUGUUUUUUUACCUAAUUUUAAGUCGUCCAAAAACGCAUUAACUCCCGAGUUGUCAUGGUUCAACCGAGAUCAUCACAACGUGUAGAAGCAGAGAGAUGGAGUUCUGUGUCACGCUAGCAGCUUUAUCUCUUUUACUGCCAUGUUGUUGUUUUUGCUGAAGGUCAAAGUUUCCGUUUCGUGUCCAUCUUCUGAAAUAUCUUGAUGUUCCUGUUCCUCAGAGGAUAUCUCCCCUGUUCCUCCUCACAUGUUUGGUUUUCAUGGUCUCUUAUCAGCUGGUGACUGGAUGGUGAUGAAGUGUGGUGCUCCCCUCAGGAUGAACUCUGGUGAUCCUCGUUCCCAUCAGCCUUUGCUCCACACCGUUUACUGCUAAGGAGCUAAUGUUAGCGUGCUAACAAUCUAAACUAAGAUAAUGACCAUGGUAAUCAUUGUACCUGUGUGAUAGCAUUAUCGUAGUUAGCACGUUAGCAUGCUUAUGUUAGUACUCGUUUCCAGAGCUGCUAGCAUGACUGUAGGGUCUUGUUUGAACCUGGCAGAUUUAAAUUCCUACAAACUAACGAUGCUACUCGUAAGAUAAUGAUUUGAUUAUUAAUCAGAGUGAGUGUGUGUGAUUGAAGGAGUGAACUCGUUGUUGGGCGACUACAGCAUCCACCGCUACAGGUGUGUCUCUUCAUAUCACACAUAUCUGAAACCUGCCUUCAUCCACAAGGUCCCAGGAACCAUCUGUCCCGUGUCCACAUGGCUGACACAUGGGGUUUGUCCCUGAGACGUCAGCCAGGGGGACAUGGAAGGAGAAGACUGGACAGAGAUGCAAGUCAAAUAGAAAAUAGAAACCAACACUGUCCCCAGUUCCCUUUGAAUAUCCACGUGUUGUUUAGUUUGUUGUCGGGUGGACGUCCCCAUGUGUCCCCAUGUGUGUCCCUGUGUGUCCCCGUGUUGACGGACGGAGCAGUCGUCAUCUCUUCCCACUCGACAGGUUUAGUUUAAAGAGCCCGUCCCAGACUAACUGGACCUCUCCCUCUGUACAGUAGGUACCUCGAGUGCCUUUCUUCAAACAGCAGAUAAUAUUUGUCUCUUGACUUGCACUGUGACUUGUAGAACCUUACCAGCCCCCCCCGCCCUCCCC